CCUAUAUUGGUUACCAUGUGCUCUCCCGCACAGGAUUCCUCCUCCUCCCAGUCAUCUCCCUCACUCGUUGAAGAAAAAACCCUUCUUCUUAUCUUCGUCUUCAAUUCGGAUAACCCAAAAAUCCCUAAAAAAAAAAUGUCUGCAACUCUAACUUCCUCAUCCCUUCUUCAAAUUCCUCCAUUGCAGAGGCUGAAGAAGCUCUCAAUUUCCACCUCUUUCCUCCAUGGCUCAAGUCCUCUCCCGUUCCACUCCAAGCCCUCGCCAUCGGCCUUCCAAACCCCCAAUUUCCUCCCCUCAAUUAGGGCCAUGAGGUCCCUGCAAGGUCGUGUGGUCUGCGCCACCAACGACAAAACCGUCGCCGUGGAGGUCGUCCGAUUAGCGCCUCAUCCGAAAUACAAGCGCCGUAUCAGAAUCAAGAAGAAGUACCAGGCGCACGAUCCGGAUAACCAGUUCAAGGUCGGAGACUUUGUGGAGCUUGAAAAAUGCCGUCCGAUCAGCAAGAUGAAGACGUUCCUGGCUAUUCCGGUUCCGGAGAGGAGUUCGAAGAAGAAAGCGGCGGAAGACGGUGAUGGAGAGCUCGGAAUUCCAUUGGAGUCUCAGCAAGAACAGGUUUAAGCGUAAUGGGUUGGUUUGGUGGAUCUGAUGUUUGUGGUUGAUCCAAAUUUUAGAAUCUUUUUUUCGAAUUCUUUUUCGAGUUGUUCAUCUCUGCCAUUGAUGGCUUCUGAAUUUGGUAACAGAAUUGGUGAUGAUUUAGUGUUGUUGCUCUUCAAAUUUCUGGAUUA
Messenger RNA from Benincasa hispida (wax gourd), 782 nucleotides. It is a transcript of the gene RPS17, whose product is annotated as ribosomal protein S17. Gene Ontology annotation, biological process: translation. Gene Ontology annotation, molecular function: structural constituent of ribosome. The record is from RefSeq and is a predicted model, not a curated record. NCBI's taxonomy places the organism in Eukaryota, Viridiplantae, Streptophyta, Magnoliopsida, Cucurbitales, Cucurbitaceae. Gene Ontology annotation, cellular component: ribosome.